CAAUGAAACGUUCGUCUAGUGUUCAGCACGAGAAGCUGGCAUCGUCUAUGUGGGCAAAUAAGGGAUUUUCGUUUUUUGCCUUAAAAAUGAGGAUAGUCGGUUUCUGCUUGUGUUUGUUAGGCUACAUUUCAUUUACUGCCAGCAUGCAAUCAGAAACUGAAAAUGACUGGCAGAACAAUUUCCUGUCCGAUGGUACUUACGAGGUUGAGCCAUCGCAGAAAAUGAUGAAAGCCCGUCCGAAGCCUAAAAUGGCGUUUUAUAUUACUGGGGAUAGUGCCUCUGCAGUAGUCAAACAAAAGAAAUGGUUUCAUUACAAUAAUCGUGGGCCGCUGUCGGCAGAGGCAAAGGCUGUUAUGUUGCCAGUAACUGCUAAAACUCCGGUCACAGCCAAACCUCUUAAGCCAAUGGUGGAAGCAUUGUGCCAUCUUGAUAGGAUGUACGUGAGGAUCCGAAAGGACGCGGUCAAAGGCAGACUAUCUUGGAAAUACUUGUACUUCGGGAACUGUCGCGUGAACGCGGCUAGAGGUGCUCAUUAUUACUUCCUUUAUAAUAUGACACGCUGUGGAUUAAGACCGCAGGUCCUGGAUGAUGUUAUUGUAUUCGCAAACGUGGUCCGUUACCUGCGCAAAUAUACGACCCUGAAGAAUAUCACAAGAAAGCCAACCUUUACCGUGCCUGUAGCCUGCAGAUUCCCACGAUUUCACAGGACUUACGAUUUUGGCAUACAUCCAGUUCUUGGAUUCAACGCCACAAUGCCCCUUCCCGUUGGUGGCGGCCCAAUAGUUGCCAUCGUUGUCUUGGACGCAAACUGGCUUCCACUUGCACCAGGGGCAUUCUAUAAACUUGGCCAGACUAUGCAUUUUGAGAUCCGAGGUAGUGGUGGCCGGAGGGUUUUUGCGGAACGCUGUUGGUUCUCUGCCACCAGCAAGCUCCAUACUACACUCACCUAUACGGCCAUUAAAAACUAUGGCUGUUUGGUGGACAGUAUGAACAGCACCCGGUCCCGUUACCAGCGUACCAGAAACCCUUCUGUCAUGAGGCUCAUUGUUGAGACCUUUGUUUUUGACAAUGUGGCUAAAGAGCAGGUACUCACACUCCAUUGUUCGAUCAGCGUGGCAAAAACGGCAACUCUAUACCGGAAGUCCUGUACAUACGAGAAAUCAUCUGACAUGUGGCAUGAGCUGGAUCGUAGGGUCGACUUGCUGUGUCUCUGCUGUAAGGGCGUUUGCCCGGGCCCCCCCUCGCCUAGACACCGCACUCAAACGGUUUCCAGUAUGCCUUGGAAAAUGCGGGAUGGUAUGGAAUCGGACAAGCUGGAUCUUAAGGCUGAAAAGGAUGAGGAAAUGGCUACUGAGGAAGUCGAGGCAGAAGAUGUCGAUGAGGAAACCGAUGCAGAUCCGGAGCUUGAGGAAACCUAUGCAGAUCCGGAGCUUGAGGAAACCUAUGCAGAUCCGGCGCUUGAGGAAACCUAUGCAGAUCCGGAGCUUGAGGAAACCUAUGGAGAUUCGGAGCUCGGUGAGGAAACCUAUGCAGAUCCGGAGCUUGUUGAGGAAACCUAUGCAGAUCCGGAGCUUGUUGAGGACACAUAUGGAGAUUCGGAGCUCGGUGAGGAAACUGAUGGAGAUUCGGAGCUCGGUGAGGAAACCGAUGGAGAUUCGGAGCUCGGUGAGGAAACGUAUGCAGAUCCGGUGCCCGGUGAGGAAACGUAUGCAGAUCCGGUGCCCGGUGAGGAAACGUAUGCAGAGCCGGUGCCCGGUGAGGAAACGUAUGCAGAGCCGGUGCCCAGUGAGGAAACGUAUGCAGAGUCGGUGUUCCAUGAGGAAACCUAUACAGAUCCGGGGCUCAGUGAGGAAACUUAUGGAGAUACGGAGCUCAGUGAGGAAACGGAUGCAGAUCCAGAGUUUGAAAUGCCUGAAGACUGGCUCACUUGACACUGACGACCCCCCCCCCCCCAUUACAUAUUUCAAUAAAGGUCAUCUUAACCAA
Messenger RNA from Conger conger (European conger), 1986 nucleotides. RefSeq names its product zona pellucida glycoprotein 3c (gene zp3c). The transcript is spliced from 8 exons. The coding region runs from base 3 to 1931 and encodes 642 amino acids. The record is from RefSeq and is a predicted model, not a curated record. Lineage: Eukaryota; Metazoa; Chordata; Actinopteri; Anguilliformes; Congridae. Gene Ontology annotation, biological process: binding of sperm to zona pellucida; egg coat formation; positive regulation of acrosome reaction. Gene Ontology annotation, cellular component: extracellular matrix. Gene Ontology annotation, molecular function: acrosin binding.